AUUUCUCUCUCUCUCUCUCUAGUAAUUAAGAACAAGAAGGGAAAGAGGGCUACUGUAUUCAUUUAUGCAAAGUAAAGGACUAAAAAGAGAGGAAGCAUUUAAUUCCUUACCAACACUCAAGAAUAACAUGCAUGAGGGGAGCAGGCUUUAGAAGAGACAAGUUUGCUUUUCAUUCCUUUUGUUUCCUUUUAAUUAUCCUUUCUCUCUCUCUUCCUCUCUCUAUUCUUAGGAUUUUGUUUAUCUUGGAGUAGCAGUGGUGGAACCAAGAAAGAAAAAGCUUUAUUGUGGGAUGGGCACAUAAGAGGAAAACAAGGAAAUGACUCAAUGCAAUGAGCGUGGUGACAACCAAACAAUUCUUGACGCAAAAAGCAAAGACAAUCCGAUUAGAACUUGUCCUUCAUGCGGUCAUCAGAUCAAAUGCGAAGAUAAGCAGGCUGGAAUUCAUGAUUUACCGGGGCUACCUGCGGGAGUGAAGUUUGAUCCAACUGAUCAAGAAAUUCUUGAGCAUUUAGAGGGAAAGGUGCAGUCUGAUGCUUGUAAGCUUCACCCUCUCAUCGAUGAGUUCAUCCCCACACUUGAAGGAGAGAAUGGAAUUUGUUACACCCACCCAGAGAAGCUGCCAGGAGUAAGCAAAGAUGGUCUAGUCCGUCACUUCUUUCACCGACCUUCCAAAGCAUACACGACAGGAACUCGGAAAAGAAGAAAGGUGCACACAGACAUAGAAGGUGGCGAGACCCGGUGGCACAAAACAGGAAAGACAAGGCCAAUUUUUGUCGGUGGGAAGGUGAAAGGGUAUAAGAAGAUACUUGUGCUCUACACCAACUAUGGGAAACAAAGAAAGCCUGAAAAAACAAAUUGGGUGAUGCAUCAAUACCACCUUGGUAAUAAUGAAGAAGAGAAAGAUGGGGAGUUGGUGGUGUCAAAAGUAUUCUACCAAACCCAACCAAGACAAUGCGGUUCGUUCAUUAAGGAGUCCCUUUCUUCAAAAUCAAAUGGACAAAAUGGACAUGAGGAUGGUAACCUUCGAACCAAUGCGUUUUUUGAGUACUAUAAUUCUUCUUUGAUAGCCUUCGAACAGGGCAACCAAAAUAGAGCAAGCACUCCUCAACUACUCUCUCAUUUCGCAGUCCACAAUGGGUCUUUCAUUUCUUGAAAGAAAGAAAGAAACAAGCUGGAUGACAAUAAAGAAGAAUAGGCUACAUAUAUAUACUAUGGAGGCGCCAAAUGAUGUUUCAUAUUAUUAUGCACUGAUAAAUUAAUAUAUCGAUAUCUUUAGGAGGGACUAAUAGUAAUAGGUGAGGAAUAAGGUGGAGGAUGAUUUCUGUAACCAAAGACUAGGACCCUGAUUCUUCUUGGAGCAAAUUGAAGAUUUGGCUAUAGCAUAUCCUCUCUCUCUCUCUCUCUCUCUCUCUCAGGGUAAUUCUUGUGUAUGCUUUGUACAGUGUCGGGAAAUGUAUAUAUUCAAAGGGCCAUGAUCCUUGUGAUGGUAGUGCUGACUUUAUAACUGUACAAAGACGAGUCUUACCUUUGGUCAAAUGGUUAUUAUCUUGGGACUUUGCUAUUUGAUCCA
This is a messenger RNA of Quercus robur (English oak), 1570 nucleotides long. Its product is annotated as NAC domain-containing protein 73-like. NCBI's taxonomy places the organism in Eukaryota, Viridiplantae, Streptophyta, Magnoliopsida, Fagales, Fagaceae. Gene Ontology annotation, cellular component: nucleus. The record is from RefSeq and is a predicted model, not a curated record. Bases 317 to 1153 code for a protein of 278 amino acids. Gene Ontology annotation, biological process: regulation of DNA-templated transcription. Gene Ontology annotation, molecular function: DNA-binding transcription factor activity; transcription cis-regulatory region binding. The transcript has 3 exons.